Messenger RNA from Acyrthosiphon pisum (pea aphid), 1597 nucleotides. RefSeq lists its product as uncharacterized. The coding region runs from base 200 to 1447 and encodes 415 amino acids. The transcript has a single exon. The record is from RefSeq and is a predicted model, not a curated record. Lineage: Eukaryota; Metazoa; Arthropoda; Insecta; Hemiptera; Aphididae.
UAUCACACGUAGGUAUAGAGUUUGUUAGUUUGCUUAUCCCAACAACAAACCAAACACUUCACUUCAAACUUUUAACACUAUAAUAUAAUUAACAAAAUUACUCAAAAUACUAUUACACGCUAGGUACAUAUUACUCAAAUUGAAAGAUCAAUUAUAAUAUUCUUAUAACACGCAACACAAGGAAAUCUCGAUUGGCGAAAUGAAAUGCCAACUGGUAUCGGACGAACGAUUCAUCACGACGAACAAACUGUAUCCUGCAUCUGUACGUAUCCAUCCUGGUCUAAUCGCCGAGGUAUUGGGUAUAGAUCCAUACCCAUCCGACUGCGAGAAGCACAACGACUUGAUUACGUGGUAUAGUCAUUACUCUCGGUGCAGCGCCGGAAGCGAUAACUGCUGCAAUAACGACGGCCGGAGGAGCUGUGGACGCCGUAACAGUCAGCCGAUAAACAGCGGACAUCCGUCGAGGCCGGUGUUCCGAGACCAGAACGCCACGCAAUCCGCCCAGCCGGUGCGCUCCGGGUGUCCGUACCGGCCCGACCAGUCCAGGAUGCAGGAUAGACCGGUGGACCUGAUUGGACCGUCGCCGGUGAGGAUUUCUCGGAACCGGCGCAGCACUUACGACGUGCAGCAGCCACCGUGUGGUGAUCAAAACGCCCGGCGGGGCACUUACGACGUGGAGCCGGAACCGCAAUGCAGCCGACGGGGCACUUAUGACGUGCCACAGCCGUGCGGUGCGCUCCAGCAAAAUGACCGGCGGGGCACUUACGACGUGUCGCAGCCGUGCGCCGCGCUCCAGCAAAGUGACCGGCGGGGCACUUACAACGUGUCACAGCCGUGCCCCGCGCUCCAGCAAAAUGACCGGCGCGGCACUUACGACGUGCAACCGCAGCAAGCGCGAACAUCCAACUGUGGGGGUUCGGGGGGCAGUACUUUCACGGUGACCGGGACCUUCCAGCUGGUGGACGGGUUCCAAGGACUGUCGCCUGGGCGGCAGCCACCGCGUGGCCAGUCGUCGUCAGGCAACAGGCUGCACGACACCGACGGCGACAUCAACGACUACCUCGACAAUCAUCAAGACUACGACAUGGUGGCGCCGCGGUGUGUGGCCGUGCCCGGUCAGCCGUACGUGGACAUCGACGAGUCAGACGCGAACACGACGCCCGACAAUUGGCGCCUGACGUUGGGCAACCGCAGCUCGGUGGGCUCGCAAGGACUGGGCAUCCCGAGUCCCGACCACUACAACGGUUCGCGGGACACGUCGGGACAGGGCCAGUGGCCGUCAAUCGACCGCCAGUCCAUGCCGUUUGGUCUCAACGAUUCGUUCUUCAUGAGCGGUUCGUCAACGCCGCGCGACCGCCAGUCGAGGGCCAGGUCAGCCACCCCCGAGUGUGGCUCGUCAUCCCGCAACAACCGCAGGCGUGACACUUUCGACCGGAGCACCCGGUAGAUGGCGUGUGCCCACAAUGCACAUAUUAUAUGCUAUAAAUGACUUCCAAAUGCAAUUUUCCCAAAAUGCCAAUAUCCGUUGAAAAUCAAUACAAUAUUAUUUAAAUGCUGUGUUAUUUAUGUCAUUAAAUUGGAAUUUUCCCAUGGGUUA